Messenger RNA from Psylliodes chrysocephalus, 1127 nucleotides. The record is from the annotation of a GenBank genome assembly. Lineage: Eukaryota; Metazoa; Arthropoda; Insecta; Coleoptera; Chrysomelidae.
GUCAGAUAGAAGUCAGAUUCAUUUAUAACCUUUAAAAUAUCAAAUUUAACCAAAAUAUUUGAAUUUGUAGUUUAAAAGUAUAUAAAUAAACUUAAAUACAUUCCUGUUAGUUAAAACUAACUUAAAAAAAUGGUACUAACUAAAGAAUAUCGAAUUUGCAUGCCUAUGACAGUGGAAGAGUACCACAUAGGGCAACUUUAUAUGAUAGCGAGGCAUAGUUUAGAACAAUCCGGGGACGGUGAAGGGGUCGAAGUUGUUGAGAACAGAGAAUGUUUUGAUGAGAAACAUGGUAAGGGUCAGUUUACUGAGAAGAGGAUUCAUCUAUCGAGUCGCCUUCCUUAUUGGAUUCAAUCUAUAUGUCCAAAAAUAUUUUAUGUGACUGAGAAAGCAUGGAAUUUUUAUCCAUUUACCAUAACUGAAUAUACGUGUUCAUUUAUUCCUCGAUUUAACAUAUCAAUUGAGACCAAAUAUGAAGAUAACAAUGGCUGUACAGAAAAUUGUCUUGGUUUAUCAGCAGAACAGUUAGCGGAAAGAGUCGUGGACCAUAUCGAUAUAGCCUACGACGAAGUUUCUGCUAAACAUUACAAAGAAGAGGAAGAUCCGAGGUUUUACCAAUCGAAAAAAACUCACCGAGGGCCUCUAGUGGACGGAUGGAGAAGUAACUGUCAGCCUAUAAUGUGUUCCUACAAAUUAGUACAUGCUUCUUUCGAAGUUUUCGGAUUUCAGACUAAAGUUGAGGAGUUUAUACAUUCGUGCAUACGGGAGGUUCUUUUAUUAGGUCACAGACAAGCUUUCGCUUGGAUAGAUGACUGGAUAGAAAUGACGAUGGAAGAUGUUAGAAAAUACGAAUCUCAGUUACAAAGUGAAACAAAUUCACUUAUUCGGUUGAAGACUCCACCAUCAGGAAGUAACCUGGGUGGACUUAGUGUAGAUACAAACAACUGUUUACCGUUGGGUAACACUCCACCUGAUACACCAAAAUCGCCGAAAUCUCCAGGAAAGAAGGGCUACUUUUCGAACUGGUUCUAAUCGUUCCUACAUUGCUUUCCAGUAAGAUACUUAACAAGUGCAAUAUUUAGUACAUUGUUAAUAAAUUGUGUUGUUAUACAUUUUAUUAUAGAGUUAAU